GGUCAGGCUUUCAUACAAUUUGUGUACUUUAUCGGGCCCACAUAUUUCUACAUAUACUUCUUGGUACAAGGUUUCAAUCAUUCGUUGAGGAAAAAUGCAGCUGACUCACGUUCGCCUUGGGCCAGCUGGCAGCAAGCGCGGCACUCUCCGCCCUUCUGUGGUCGGCGUACGUCGGCAGGGCCGGAGGACAGUUGUGGUCCAGGCGAACCUAUUUUCACGAGUCUCGCGGAUUGUCGGGUCAUGGGCGAAUAAUGUUGUGAGCAACGCUGAGGACCCCGAGAAGCUGCUGGAUCAGGUUGUUGAGGAGAUGCAGAAUGACCUCAUUAAGAUGAGGCAAGCUGCCGCGACGAUCCUCGCCCAGCAAAAGCAAAUCGAGGCGAAGUACAAGCAGGCCCAAACCACUGCGGAUGACUGGCUUCGCCGCGCAGAGCUCGCAGUGCAGAAGGGUGAGGAUGACCUGGCCAAGGAGGCGCUCAAGCGCCGCAAGUCUUACCAGGAACAAGCGGACACCCUGAAGGCCCAAGUGGACCAACUCUCAGUCGCUAGCAAUGACGUUCUGAACAACACGCGCGCCCUGGAGGCCAAGCUGAGCGAGGCACGCAGCAAGAAGGAGACGCUCAAGGCGCGCGCGGCGUCGGCCAAGACCAGCCAGCAGAUCCAGGAGAUGAUGGCUGGGCUCAAUACGAGCAAUGCGGUGGUUGCCUUUGAAAAGAUGGAGCAGAAGGUGCUCUCCAUGGAGGCGCAAGCAGAGAGUACCAAGAUGCUUGUGGGUAGCGACACGAUUGACAACCGGUUCAAGGCGCUAGAGAGCGGCACAGUGGACGACGAGCUGGCCGCUCUUAAGCGCGGCAUGUUGAGCUCCAGUAGCACCCCUGCCGCACUGCCAGAGGGCCGGCCUAUCCAGGACGCUCUUGACCUGGAACUGGAGGCGCUGCGGAGGAAGGCGCGCGCCGAGUGAACGACCAGCAAACCGAGUUCUUUGAGCAUGCUGUACAGCGAGCGUUAGUGGCAGCUAAUUGGCUGCAAAUGGCAAUGGGGUUAGUUGUGUUUGUUUGAGAGGUUUGUUCGAGUAACGCCUACUGCGGUCGCUCGGGCUAUGCCCCACGUGGCCUGAGUGGGCCUUGAGUGAUCUUGUUGGCAAAUCAGUGGCCGGCCGCUGUGACGGCGUGGUUACAUUUGCACUGGUCCUAGCUGUGCAAGUGGCGUUUCAGUGUACACCUGGGAGUGGUGAGCCAAGGGUGAGAGCUGUGAGGUGCCGAGUGUGCAUUGUGGUAUGAGGACAGCACAUGAAAUGUAGGGGCAUUCUCGUAUGCUCUUGGACUGAGGGUUUAAGACGGUAUGUGCUUCUGUCUGUGUGUGUGUGUGGUUGCGAGGUGUGAAUUUAGGAGACGGGACUGUGUGGAGGGUUAAACAGCGGAAGUGCUCUUGGAGUGAAGCCGGCUUGAUGCUCAAGACUGGAUGGGUGCGGUGUGGUGUGGUGUGCAAAUGCAGGAGCUGUGCUGGGUCUGGGUUAUGCUGUGUUUCCAGUGCGCCCGCCCUAAACAAUUUCGUUAUAAAGUCAAAGUUACGAGCUACGUCCCGAAUCGCUUUGAUGGGAAGCAUAUGGCUGCGUGAAGGAGGAGAGGGCUUCUAGGUUGGUUCUGGGAACACCAAAAACAGUGAAGCAAGAUUCUGCUGAGGUAUUGUAUGCCUGUAUGGGGCAACGAGAGGAUUCCCAGGUUAUUGACGUGUAAACGUUAAUGCAGGCGAGGAAGGGGGUUGUCACGCAAUGGCCCUGCUAAACGGCGACGCCAGCUUUAAGCAAUCUCAGAGGAUUACCGGUGUUUGGGCUUUCCCGUCUCCUGGCCUGAAUUUUGGCCCACGCAACCCCUCGGAUACAUUUUAACCGCGC
Volvox carteri f. nagariensis is the source of this 1891-nucleotide messenger RNA. RefSeq lists its product as uncharacterized. Bases 95 to 958 code for a protein of 287 amino acids. The transcript is spliced from 7 exons. Lineage: Eukaryota; Viridiplantae; Chlorophyta; Chlorophyceae; Chlamydomonadales; Volvocaceae. The record is from RefSeq and is a predicted model, not a curated record.